AUGCUUACAGUCAAUGACAAGUCACGUUUAGGAGAUGGAACACAUUGUCGCCUCGACUCUCGGGAGACGAAAGGGGCCCAUCAGCCUGGUGUGGACGAGGGUCUGAACGUGGAAAAUCAUUUACACUACACACCAACCAGCGACCUCCGCAGACUCGAGUGUCCAGAAGAGGGAAGGUUUCCUGACCUCAGUGAAUGUGGGCGGUUUUACGAUUGCACCUCUGACAGCAACGGCGGCUACGUCGUGACCAGGGAUUACUGCCGGGGCUUUGUGUACAAUGCCACUGCCAGGACUUGCAGUGGCGAUGGUCGGUGUCAUUCGCGCCGAAGCAGGAGCCCGCCUGUUGCAAGCCCCAGGCACUCUCAUUUGUGUGCAUCCAGACCCAACAGUUUCCAGUGCGCCGACUGCAAGAACUUGAUCCUGUGUGUCAAAGGGCAGGCUUUCAUCCGCCGGUGUACUAGCGGGGCAUUCUGUGACAGGAGACAGAAGUUCGGAGGCGCCGUGUGCUACCCAGGGGUACCUCGCGAGUGCACCUGCGAGAAGGCACAUGACCUCCGCCAAGACUUGUACGACCCCCAGAGGUUUUUCUCCUGCGAGAGAGCCGGGGCGAAUCCCGUGGGUUACAGGUGCAAGGAUAACCUGAUCUUUGACGAAAGCAUUGGCCUGUGUCUCAACAAGGACAGCCCACUAUCGUGCACAGAGGCGGGCUUUUUUGCCAUUCCGAAAAGCUGCUCGGAUUACUUCUCCUGCAUCCAGCUCCGAUACGGUUGGGUGCAGCGGUUCUUCAUGUGCACCAACAACAUGUACUUCAGCCGGAAAAGCAAACGGUGCGAGGAUCCUUGCUCGGGGAAGUUCGAGUGCACGAUAGAGGGCUACUUCGGUGAUCCGUUUGACACGCGUCGGUUCUUCCUCUGCUUCCAAGAUCCGGCUCAGAUGAUAAAGAUCCAUUUCCAGUGUCCUACAGACUAUGUUUGGAAUUCGAACUUUACGUAUGGAGAAAAACAAUGUAUCCGGGAUAAAACUGGUAUCUCCCAGUUCCCGUGUUUCGCACCAAUCGAUGCGUGUCCAAAUGUCUAUCCAUUUGAGGAAGCGGGCAGAAGCAUGUUAAGUGCAGAUGCAUGUAGCCAAGAGCCUUGCUUCCCGGGAGUUUCGUGUAGCCCAACGACCGACGCCCCCUUCUACUCCUGCGGCCCUUGUCCCCCUGGCCGUGAGGGGGACGGAGUACUGUGUACUUCUCUCCAGUGCGGUGUUGGUUCUGCGGGAGACGACGUGGACUGCGGCCCCGACUCUGACCUGGACGGCUACCCGGACAGUGACCUCGGCUGCUCUGACCCUCACUGCCGCCAAGACAAUUGCAUUACAGUGCCAAACUCCGGCCAAGAGGAUACUGACGGCGACGCAGUAGGGGAUGCCUGUGAUGACGACGCUGACGGCGAUGACUUUGACACCUUCGAGGAUAACUGUCCCCUGGUCCAUAACCCCUUACAAGAGGACGCGGACUUGGACAGAAGGGGCGACGUCUGUGAUAACUGCCCCUCCGUCCCAAACCCCGAGCAGAGGGACACCGACGGGGACUCAGCUGGCGAUGACUGUGACGAGGAUAUAGAUGAUGACGGGAUCCUCAACGAAAUGGACAACUGCCCUUUCAUCCCCAACGCCCACCAGAACGACACUGACGGCGACGGUGUAGGCGAUGAAUGCGACAACUGCCUCGAGUACCCCAACCCCUGGCAAGAGAAUAAGGACGGAGACGCAGCAGGAGAUGCUUGUGACUACGAUAAUGACUCGGAUCGCGACGGCGUACAGGACAGCGAGGACAACUGCCCGGUUACCGCCAACAGUGACCAGGUAGACGUAGACGGCGACGGUACCGGUGACGCCUGUGACAAGGACAGUGACAACGACGGCGUGGAGGACGACCGUGACAACUGUCCGCUUAUUCCCAACGCCGACCAGACCGCUGAUUUCUACAGCGCCGACGGCCGCGGAGACGCCUGCAGGAGGGACUUCGACGGUGAUGGUGUUGAGGACGCCGGCGAUAACUGUUUCAGGAAUCCUACUCUGUAUAAGACUGAUUUUAGGUCCCUGCAAACGGUGUCUCUGGAUCACGACCACUACAUCUUCCUUCCCGAAUGGCUCAUCUACGAUAACGGAACGGAAAUACAUCAGACUAAAAGCACCGACCCCGUUUUGGCUGUGGGUCCUCACAGCCUGGGAAAUGUCGACUACGAAGGGACUCUCUUCGUCUCAGAUCAUUCGGACGAUGACUAUGUUGGAAUUGUUUUUAGUUACCAGUCCAACGCCAAGUUCUACGCCAUGACGUGGAAGAGAGAAACUCAGCUCUGGAACAGCUUGGCCGAGAAAGGUGUUCAGUUGAGGGCCAUCAACUCCGCCACAGGGCCAGGCCGGGAGUUGAGGAAGGCACUGUGGUAUUCUGGCACCACGCGCAAUCAGGUCACAGUGCUCUGGCAAAACGGGACCCUCGGCUGGCACCCGAACGUGGCAUACCGCUGGCACCUCCACCACCGCCCGGCCCUCGGUGUCAUGAGGUUGUUCCUGUAUGAGGGCAACAGGCUAGUCGCUGAUUCUGGAAAUGUGUAUGACAAUUCGCUAAAGGGAGGCAGGCUGGGUUUUUACUGUUUCUCGCAGCGGGCCGUCAUGUGGUCGAAUAUAAGAUAUACUUGUGCUGACGACCUCCCCAAAGCCAUGCUGGACGACCUGCCCCCGGAGAUGAGAGGUCAAAUAGCGACCUCUCUCGGCCGCCGCGCGAGGUCACGACCCCUGCCCCCCCUGGCCCCCGUGCCCUCCCUGGCCCUUGAUCCCCCCACGCCUCCCCCCACGCCUCCCGCCUCAAAAGACGCCGAGGUUUCACAAGACGCAUUAGCAUUUCGUCCCCGCGGCAACCCCAGCCAUUCGUCACUGCUGCAGGAAGAGGACGAUCUCGUUUUCUGUGAGAGCUUUAAGCAAGCACAGUCAUCCAUAGUUCAGCAGAUUACCCCUGAUACAUACAGUCUGAUAGAGAUGAAGCAGAAACAGAAUACACGUACUGUUGUAACACAAAUCACUUUAAUGGAGCUUAUAUAUCACGGGAAACAAUAUUGUUUAGAACACGAUGCAGCUGCGUCCUCUGUCCUCUUCUUGUCGUCCCGUAGAUCUCGCUGA
Penaeus indicus is the source of this 3162-nucleotide messenger RNA. RefSeq names its product cartilage oligomeric matrix protein-like. The transcript has 16 exons. Lineage: Eukaryota; Metazoa; Arthropoda; Malacostraca; Decapoda; Penaeidae. The coding region runs from base 1 to 3162 and encodes 1053 amino acids. Gene Ontology annotation, biological process: cell adhesion. Gene Ontology annotation, molecular function: chitin binding; calcium ion binding. The record is from RefSeq and is a predicted model, not a curated record. Gene Ontology annotation, cellular component: extracellular region.